UGUCAUGUUGCUUGGUGCCGGUCAAAAUGGCGGCGCCCUUGUGGAGGCAGGCGAGGCAGGGCUUGCAGGCCUUUGCAGGAAAACUUGACCACCUUUCCUGGAUCCUUUGUUCAAGGCAGGGUUUUCACACCACCGCUAUUUGUCAUAAGAACCAAGCUGCUCGGGUUCGUGUUGGAAAAGGGAACAAGCCUGUGACCUAUGAGGAAGCUCAUCCACCCCAUUACAUUGCUCAUCGUAAGGGAUGGCUUUCUCUACACACAAGUCAUCUGGACGGUGAAAGUGGAGCUGCUGAGCGCACCGUAGAGGAUGUCUUCAUUCGCAGGUUCAUUUAUGGCACCUUCCAUGGCUGUCUAGCCAAUGAGAUUGUCCUGAAGCGCCGUGCCAAUACUUUGAUAAUCUGUGUCGUCUUUCUGCAGAAGCUGCCGCCCCCCAAGUUCUAUUUCCUGAUUGGUUACACAGAGGUGCUGCUCUCCUUCCUGUACAAGUGCCCUGUCAAGAUGGAAGUGCAGACAGUCCCUGAAAAGGUUGUCUAUAAAUACAUCUAAUCCUGGCUGGGUGCAGCUUCCGGGGGUCCCCAAGCCAAGGCUGAAUUGCACUUCUCACUUAGCUCACAUUUGGGCAAAAGUUGCUUCCCAGACAGUGAUUCUCAUAGAUCAGUCAACAGUGCCUGGGGGAGUUGUUGAAUACUCUGGAGUUCCAGGUUGGAGGAUGUGAACUGAAAGGACUUAUCUCUUGGCUUGGAAUUGAGGAAGUGGGUGGAUGCUGGUGCAGUACAAACAAGGGGGUAUUGCUGUUCCUAUGUAUGGCUGUUCAUAAAUCAGUGUCUUCAGAGCGUGCAGAAUGUAUGACUGCACAGCAAGGCAAGUAAAGCUAUUGAAAACUCUUUUCGCUUAACCCUCGGUAAGUUGCUACAGGCAAAGGAGUUUGAAGUAUUUAUGUUGCCACAGGAGUCUCAGGACUUACAUAGGCUAGUUCAGUGCAUCUUCCCUCCGCGCCCCCCGCCCACCAUGCUGAAACUUUUGUUGGAUAGUCCUGCAUGUUGCAGUUCAAAAGGCAUUGAUGAAAUGUCUGCUGGGCUGCUGUUCUCUUUCCCUCACCCUCCCACUGGAGCGCAAGCUGUCACUUUCACUUAGUUGAGCUGAGCUGAGGACUAGUUGCUGGAAGCAAAACUUUCCAAGCUGAGGAAGGUUAACAUAACACGAGGGGGAAGGAAUUGGCCAUCAUUGCCAGUAAUCAUCACAGACCGUCAGGAGCAGUUUUGGACACUUAUGUAACUACAUUCCAGGCAUUUAAUCAAAUCAGAGUAGUUCUGCUGCAGAGAGAAACAAAUGCAUUUUCCCCAAUGUAGGUACAUUGCAGUUUAGCAUGUUGAGGAAACGUAAAUUCUGUGGGUUAUGUGCCAGAAGAUCACUAAAUCAAUGCAGCAAAGGUGCAACAAUUGUGUGUUACAAAUGGAUUGCCUGGCAAACUUCUGAAAAUGAGAAUGCUUGUAGUCGGAUGGUAGUAAUAUGCAGCCUUAGAUUUUUUUAAAAUAAAAGAUAAAUAAUGGCAUCAAUAGUUUGACCUUUCACUGCCUGUGCAGCCCCCAUGCCCGGCUGCAGUAUUGAGUUCUGGGGGAACAUUUCUUGACAGAAGCUGCACUGUCUUGAGAUGGUCUCUUGCGGUGGCUGGAUUCCCUGUCAGAGGGGCACUACUUUGUGUCUCCUGAAACAGCAGUGCGCUCUAAAAGUGACAGUGUGAAUAAGUCUGAAUCUUAACAGAGGUGAGCUUCUGGAUCAGUGGAUUGAAAAGGGAUGGCUAUAUAGGCCUUAAGACAGAAGUAUAUAGUCAGGUAUUCGGGUGUUGCUUCCAUGACUGUUCCUGACAAAACUGAAGCACUGUUCCUUAUGAAUACACUGUUGCUGUCUCAUCCUGCUUUUAAGAGGCAGGGGCCUCUGCAAUCAGACACAUGCACUCAUCUUCAGAAUCCCUUCUGUUCAUGUUUGUUGGCUGAGCCCUGGCACUGUAAACAGGCUGUGGAGGUAAUUUCCAGUGAGCCUUGGCAGAAGCCACCCGUCCUAAUCCAAUCUAAUUUAAGUGCAAUCAACAGGGUUGAUGUCCAGUUGGGCUUCUGGGGUGUGAUACCCAGAUUGGUCUCCUAUCUCUGUCCCUGCCACCUGGUUGCACCCAGUGACUCUUGGCAGGAUCAGUGCCAACCAAAGCAUGUGAUGCAACAUGAACUGGUUUGAUGCAGACUCUGUUAUCCCAUCUGAAUCACUGGGAGUUAAUCAUUUAUGGCUGUCACGGGAUGGGGAGGGACGGGGACCAAAGAUAGGCAAUACCCAGAGAUGCAGUUUCUUUGGAGGUGUGCCAGUAUGAACUCCAUCAGAGCUGACUUAAGCAUGAGAGGGGCAAGGGAGGGGGGACAUCACUCCAUGCGUUCCUCAAAGUCAGAUGUACCCAAGACCCAGCACUGUAUUGCAACUAAUGUUUGUCCUCUUUCUCUCUGCCUGUGGGGCAGAGUGCCAAGGUGUAACCAGAGUGCACAGAAAUGCUCAGCUCUAAUCUCUGAGCCCACUUAAAACUCCUAAAGUAGAAGAGGCUGCCCCCAAACUGGAGGCCCCACCAGCACUACUUGAAUUGUAUAAUAAAUGCAUGUUUCUUGUUCCUUGAGCCACAGAGAUUCUGGGUGGCCAUCAUCACUCCUUCCUUGAUUGUGUUUGUAGUGACUGCUAUUCCCAAAACAGUAAUUUUUAACACUUUGGGGGUUGAGAAACCUAGUAACAUAUAAGAACCCCAAUUGCCUCCCCUUGCUCCCCCAUGUAAAAACUGGUUACUUUCCCCCAAUGCUAAGCUUAAUAUUAAAGUUUACCCUUACAUUCCCAAACCAAAGUGCAGUAACAUUGCCCUGCCUGUAUAUAAACCUAAAUAAAAUCAAGAUUUAUUCUUUC
This is a messenger RNA of Eublepharis macularius, 2930 nucleotides long. It is a transcript of the gene MRPS24, whose product is annotated as mitochondrial ribosomal protein S24. Lineage: Eukaryota; Metazoa; Chordata; Lepidosauria; Squamata; Eublepharidae. The coding region runs from base 27 to 545 and encodes 172 amino acids. The transcript has 4 exons. Gene Ontology annotation, cellular component: mitochondrion. Gene Ontology annotation, biological process: translation. The record is from RefSeq and is a predicted model, not a curated record.